CACACGAUUCCUUUACUUCUCAGUUUUCAUGUGUUGAGUCCAUUACGCUGCUUCAGGGGCGGGAUAAAGUGAAAUGUCAAUUCGCUGUUGGUCAAUGAACCGGAUUUAUUAUGACCUCCUUUAAUUGGUACUCGAACUCAAAGGAUAGUAACCGAGACAACCAUGACACGACGUCUCCGUAUUUUAGCCCCUUGUUUACGAGCGCUGCAGAUUUGCAGUUAAGAUUUCUCUGUCCCUCUGAUCUUGACCAGGUUAAGGAUUUGUGUAAAGAAUGGUUUCCAAUUCAGUACCCAGAGGCUUGGUACAGGGACAUAACUUCCGAUCCAAGGUUUUAUUCAUUAGCAGCGGUGUACCAAUCAAAACUAGUGGGGCUACUUAUAGCUGAAGUCAAACAAUCUGAUGCCAUUAACAAAGAGGAUAAAGGAAUUCUGGAUGGUAGAAUGUAUUCAAACUGCACUGUGGGCUACAUUCUAAGCCUUGGUGUGUGCUCAAGCUUCAGGAGACAGGGUGUUGCAUCUUUAUUACUUGACAGUUUUCUUACCCAUGUGACUCAAAGUGAAAAUCAAAUUUGUAAAGCCAUAUACCUGCAUGUACUGACCAUGAAUAGUGCUGCCAUAAGAUUUUACGAAAAACAUUAUUUCAGGUUACACUCAUUUUUACCAUACUACUAUUCAGUAGAUGGGAAGUGUAAGGACGGAUUUACGUACGUGCUCUAUAUCAACGGGGGUCACCCACCUUGGGGUUUACUUGAUUAUCUUUAUCAUUGGUGCAACGCUUUGUACGAGAACAUCUACCCGACGUACUGGUACGCCAAAUUGAAGCACUGGUUACAGAGAAGUCUAUGAACCUGAUAAGUGGAAGACCGGGCAACGCUUCUACUGGAGACCAAAGUCAGAUUUUUCGCAUAUCCUGGAUAUCCGGACCAGGAAUUAUUUCUCGUCCAGGUUGUGAUUCGAAUACUAGCCAUGGGCUAAGUUCUGAUGGCG
This is a messenger RNA of Daphnia carinata, 986 nucleotides long. It is a transcript of the gene Naa60, whose product is annotated as N-alpha-acetyltransferase 60-like. Lineage: Eukaryota; Metazoa; Arthropoda; Branchiopoda; Diplostraca; Daphniidae. The transcript is spliced from 6 exons. The coding region runs from base 111 to 845 and encodes 244 amino acids. Gene Ontology annotation, molecular function: histone acetyltransferase activity; protein-N-terminal amino-acid acetyltransferase activity. The record is from RefSeq and is a predicted model, not a curated record. Gene Ontology annotation, biological process: N-terminal peptidyl-methionine acetylation. Gene Ontology annotation, cellular component: Golgi membrane.